UCACUGUCAUGAUCCUGGGACGACGUACAUCUUCGGCAAAGGAGGAGGCCUCAUUACAUUCAAGUGGCCAGCAAAUGAGAGGCCGAGCACCAGGACGGACAGACUGACUGUGGGCUUCAGCACCUCCCUGAAGGACGGCAUCCUGGUCAGAAUAGACAGUGCUCCUGGUCUGGGGGACUAUCUCAUGCUGCACAUACAACAAGGCAAAAUUGGGGUGACAUUCAACAUUGGCACAGUGGAUAUUGGUGUGCAGGAAAGCAGUACCCCAGUGAAUGAUGGGAAGUAUCAUGUUGUUCGUUUCACCAGGAAUGGUGGCAACGCUACGCUACAGGUGGACAACUGGUCCAUCAAUGAACAUUUCCCAACAGGGAACAGCGACAUUGAACGCUAUCAAAUGGCCAAUAAGAAAAUCCCAUUCAAAUAUACCAGACCAGUAGAAGAAUGGCUACAAGAGAAAGGACGGCAGCUAACAAUUUUCAACACUCAAGCAACGGUCGCAAUUGGUGGUAGCGAUCGCGGCAGACCCUUUCAGGGUCAACUGUCGGGCCUUUAUUACAAUGGCCUUAAGGUGUUGAACAUGGCUGCUGAGGGCAACCCUAACAUCAAGAUUAAUGGCAGUGUGAGGUUGGUAGGUGAUGUGCCCAGUGUGGCAGGUUCAGCCAGGACCACAGCCAUGCCUCCAGAGAUGUCCACCACCUUUAUAGAAACUACUACCAUGAUGUCCACCACGACCACACGGAAACACAGAUCCUCCUCAACUGUACAGCAUACAGGAGAGGACAUGGUGUCAUCUGCAGAGUGUUCAAGCGAUGACGAAGACCUGGAGGAGUGUGAAAGCCAAGCAGGAGCUGAGUUAGUCAUCAGAGUACUUGAGGAUCCAUUAGCGCACCCCUCUGUAGCUCCUCGUGCACCCUUCAUUCCCACUCCCUCAACCCACCACCCACUCCUCACCAUUAUUGAGACCACCAAAGAGUCCCUGUCCAAGGCCACUGAGGCGGGGGUACCUUGCUUGUCGGACCGAGGCAGCGAUGAUUGUGAUGAUGAUGGCUUGGUGAUAUCGGGGUAUGGCUCUGGGAAAGCGUUCAAGUCUAACCUGCCCCCUACUGAUGAUGAAGAUUUUUACUCGACCUUCUCCUUGGUAACAGAUAAGACCUUGUCCACGUCAGGCUUUCAAGGUGACUACAAAGCAAACGCACCCAAGACUUUUAUACCUAACAAACCUUCCAUCUCCAGACGCAGUAGGACUACCACUACCGCCAUACCACUAACCGCCGACCAGAGCCGCACCACCACCACCUCUGCCUCCACCGCAACCCUCCACAAUGCUCCGGCCAAACAGCCGGCUGGCAAAAUGAAUAACCGCGAGCUAAAACCCCAGCCCGACCUAGUGUUGCUUCCAUUGCCCACAUCCUUUGAGGUAGACAGCACCAAGCUGAGGGGCCCAUUAAUAACCUCCCCAAUGUUCCGUAAUAUACCCACAGCACUCCCCACAGAGCCAGGCGUCAGGCGAGUUCCAGGGCCCUCGGAAGUGGUCCGUGAAUCUAGCAGCACCACCGGGAUGGUCAUCGGAAUAGUGGCGGCCGCUGCCCUGUGCAUCCUCAUCCUUCUGUAUGCCAUGUAUAAGUACAGGAACAGGGAUGAAGGCUCCUACCAGGUGGACGAGAGCAGGAACUACAUAACCAACUCAGCUGUGCAGAGCAAUGGCGCUGUCAUGAAGGACAAACAGCAGAGCUUGAAAGGCAGCAACAAGAGACAGAAAAAUAAGGAUAAGGAGUAUUAUGUGUGA
Molecule: messenger RNA, 1786 nt
Organism: Stegastes partitus (bicolor damselfish)
Lineage: Eukaryota; Metazoa; Chordata; Actinopteri; Pomacentridae
Product: neurexin-3a-beta-like
Exons: 7
Source: RefSeq, a predicted model, not a curated record